AUGGCGAAGCCAUCACCUACGGCACGUGCUUGCGCUGCAAUAGCAUCUCGUGGAGUCGCCGUCGCACUUUAUAAUAAAUAUGAUUGUCGAAGUGAUCAUCCUUCACUUCCAGAUUCAAAGCAGGCAAGACUGAACUUCUCAGAAAAUUGCAAUGGAAAAGUCAAGGGAAAACAGAGGAUAAAAAGGAGACAAACUGAAAAGGAGAACCCCAGGAAAUUGCUUUGGAAAGCUUCGUGGCCAAAUGGCAUGUCGGAAUCCAGUGGAACCACGAAAUCUGACAGAUCAACGUCCUCUGGUUCAGAUAGGAUAGGCGGUGGCUCCAUCACACCUUGCCAGAGGUAUCAAUCACUGAUUAUUGCAACUGGUUGCCUAGCGAUCAGGUUGGCAGAAUCAAGUGUGCAAGGAGCUGAUGCAAAAAAUAUCUUCUACUUGAGAGAAAUUGAUGAUGCUGAUAAGUUGGUGGAAGCAAUUCAGGAAAAGAAAAAUGGGAAGGCUGUGAUAAUUACAAGUAGUUAUUGUGGUCUUAAGUGGUUCAAUUCUGUAAUUGCUGCUUCCUAUCAUUCUUAUUAUAAAUCAAAAGGAAUCAAAAUUUUUGAAAGCGCUCAUGCAGUUAGGUUUAUUGUUGACUCUAGUGGAGAGGUCAAGGAAGUGAAACUAAAUGAUGGCACCAUGCUGGAAGCUAACAUUGUGAUUGUUGAUGUUGGAAUUAAAGUUAAUACAUCAUUACUUAAAGGUCAGUUUGAAGAGGAGUUGGGAAGGAUAAAGACUGAUGCACUUUUCAGGACAAGUGUUCCUGAUGUUUAUGCUGCGGGAGAUGUGAAUACUUUCUGUUCAAACUUGUACAAUAGGUGUUCUGUCCAUGGUAAACUAGUUGAGCAUGCCCGCAAAUCAACUAAGCAUGCUGUGACGGCCAUCAAGGCAAUUGAGGAAAACAAAACAAUUGAUGAAUAUGACUACCUUCCUUACUUUUAUUCUCGUUCCUUUGAUCUUUCAUGGCAUUCCUAUGGUUUGUUUAGUGACAAGUUGGUGAUGUUUGGAGAAAUGGAUCAUGUAUCACCCAGCAUAAUUUUGGAGCAUACUGGAUCAAAGAUGGGCACAUUAUUGGAACUUUCCUUGAGAAUGGGACUCAUGAAGAAAACAAGGCCAUGGCCAAAGUUGCCAGGUUCUGUGGAUUAA
This is a messenger RNA of Pistacia vera, 1176 nucleotides long. Its product is annotated as monodehydroascorbate reductase, seedling isozyme-like. The coding region runs from base 1 to 1176 and encodes 391 amino acids. Gene Ontology annotation, molecular function: oxidoreductase activity, acting on NAD(P)H; flavin adenine dinucleotide binding. The record is from RefSeq and is a predicted model, not a curated record. The transcript is spliced from 6 exons. Lineage: Eukaryota; Viridiplantae; Streptophyta; Magnoliopsida; Sapindales; Anacardiaceae. Gene Ontology annotation, cellular component: cytoplasm.